This is a messenger RNA of Argentina anserina (silverweed cinquefoil), 724 nucleotides long. Its product is annotated as mitochondrial import inner membrane translocase subunit TIM17-2-like. Gene Ontology annotation, cellular component: mitochondrial inner membrane; TIM23 mitochondrial import inner membrane translocase complex. The record is from RefSeq and is a predicted model, not a curated record. Gene Ontology annotation, biological process: protein import into mitochondrial matrix. The transcript has 2 exons. The coding region runs from base 22 to 672 and encodes 216 amino acids. NCBI's taxonomy places the organism in Eukaryota, Viridiplantae, Streptophyta, Magnoliopsida, Rosales, Rosaceae. Gene Ontology annotation, molecular function: transmembrane protein transporter activity.
ACCCUAAGAAAAUUGAGAGAGAUGGGAACUCCGGAAACCUCACGGGAGCCGUGCCCGGACCGAAUCCUCGACGACGUCGGCGGCGCGUUCGGCAUGGGCGCCGUGGGAGGAGGCGCGUGGCACUUUAUGAAAGGGAUCUACAACUCGCCGAGCGGGACGCGUCUCGCCGGCGGCGCGCAAGCCGUCCGGAUGAACUCGCCGCGGGUCGGCGGAAGCUUCGCCGUGUGGGGCGGCCUGUUCUCGACCUUCGACUGCACGAUGGUGUACCUGCGGCAGAAAGAGGACCCCUGGAACUCGAUCAUCUCCGGCGCGGCCACCGGAGGCUUCCUCGCGAUGCGGCAGGGGAUGGGCGCGUCGGCGAGGUCGGCCGCCAUGGGAGGAGUGCUGCUGGCGCUGAUCGAAGGCGCCGGGAUCAUGCUGAACAAGUUCAUGGAGCAUCAGCAGAACUCUGCGAUGGAGGAGGCUGCGGUGGCGGCGCAAAUGGCCGGAAUGCCGGGGAUGCCGCCGCCGAUGGGUGAGGCGGCGGAGGCGGAAGGAAGCUCUGGGGUCAACUCGUGGUUGGGAGGGUUGUUUGGGAAGAAAGAGCCUGAGGCUGCAACGAGCAGCGGGAGCGAGACGAAGGUUCUGGAGAGCUUUGAUGCGCCUCCGGUGCCGAGUUUUGAGUUCAAGUGAUUGCAUACAGGGGCAAUAGGGAAGCAGAUAAAAGAUGGAGUGAUCUUAAUGG